UUGUAUCCAACUGUCAUGGCGGCUCCCUGGUUCAGGGGGAUUUCACGGUGAAACUCGGUACGAACUGCUUUUCCAGGAUGAAUUGAACAGGUGAACUAUUUCAGGUAUGCUUAUCAUGUCUGCAGUGAUGCUGCGCACGCGUGUGCUCGUCCGCGCUGACCUGUGUCUCCUAAGACAUUUCCUGACUCCGCCCCUUCGCAGCUGUCCUGACCGAAGCCCCGCCCCUCUGCUCACCUGUCUACAGAAYAGGAAUUUUGCUAUGAAACAGGUCAAAGGUCAGAGGAAGCAGAAGAUGAAACAGAGCAAACAGGUGGUGGAGGUCAGAGACAGGAUGACAGCGGCGGAGCUCGCUGCAGCCAUGAACAAAGACUUCGACCACAUCCUGGAGGCGCUGGUCAACACCUCUGUGAACCUGGACUCUCUGCGUCCAUACUCAGUUCUGGACAAGAAGUGGAUCGAGAAAGUGCUGACCCUGUCAGGAAUGAAGUUCAAAUGGACCAAAGUGCAUGAGGAACGAGAGCGGGCCAACAGAGACGCCCAUCCCAGGCCUCCAGCAGACCCAUCGCUCCUGGUAAGUCGGCCUCCGGUGGUGACMAUCAUGGGUCAUGUAGACCACGGGAAAACCACACUGCUGGACAGCCUCAGGAAGAGUCAGAUCGUGUCCACUGAGGCUGGAGGGAUCACUCAGCACAUCGGAGCCUUCAGGGUUCAGCUGCCUACAGGUGAGAAGAUCACCUUCCUGGACACACCUGGUCACGCAGCCUUCUCCUCCAUGAGAGCUCGUGGAGCUAACUCCACUGACAUCGUCAUCCUGGUGGUGGCAGCCGACGAUGGUGUGAUGAACCAGACUGUUGAGUCCAUCCAGCACGCCAAGAGAGCCAAAGUUCCAAUCAUUGUGGCGGUGAAUAAAUGUGACAAACCCAAGGCGGACCCUGAGAGAGUCAAACGGGAGCUUCUGGCCCACGACGUCGUCUGCGAGGACUUUGGAGGAGACAUCCAGGCCAUCAAUAUCUCUGCUCUGAAGGGUGACAACCUGCUGGGUCUGGCUGAGGCMACGGUGGCGCUGGCUGAGCUUAUGGAGCUAAAAGCGGACCCCACUGGUCCUGUGGAGGGGCUGAUCAUUGAGAGCAGAACUGAUAAAGGCAAAGGACCCGUAACGACAGCCAUCAUCCAGCGGGGGGUUCUGAAGCGAGGCUGUGUUCUGGUUGCAGGGAAGUCCUGGGCUAAAGUCCGCUUCCUGUACGAUGAGAAUGGGCAGGUGGUGAAGGAGGCGGAGCCAAGCACUCCCAUUCAGGUGGUCGGCUGGAAGGACACGCCAUCUGUUGGAAAGACUAUCCUGGAGGUCGAGUCCGAGCAGCGAGCGAGGGAGGUGGUGGAGUGGAGGAGUUACCAGGAGGAGCAGCAGAAGCUUGUGGAGGAGCAGAGCGCCAUCGAGCUGAAACAGAAGCUGCACCAGGAGGAGUACCAGCAGUCUAGGGAGGGGCUAACUCACCUGAACUGGAGAGAAAGGCGGAAAAUAUUUCGGUCCCGGACUAAGUCCAUUGUGAGAGUGAGUGAGAAGACGCAGAGCAAGGAGCUCAGCCUGCCAGUCAUCAUCAAAGGUGAUGUGAACGGCUCGGUGGAAACGCUCCUGAACAUCCUGGACACCUACGAUGCGCAGCAGGAGUGCCAGCUGGAGGUGGUCCACUUCGGUAUUGGAGAUGUGUCUGAGAAUGAUGUCAACAUGGCCAAAACAUUCGGAG
Austrofundulus limnaeus is the source of this 1742-nucleotide messenger RNA. RefSeq names its product mitochondrial translational initiation factor 2 (gene mtif2). NCBI's taxonomy places the organism in Eukaryota, Metazoa, Chordata, Actinopteri, Cyprinodontiformes, Rivulidae. The record is from RefSeq and is a predicted model, not a curated record. Gene Ontology annotation, cellular component: cytoplasm. Gene Ontology annotation, biological process: translational initiation. Gene Ontology annotation, molecular function: GTP binding; GTPase activity; translation initiation factor activity.